CUGGGAUACUUCGACGCUGUUGCCGGACAUGGAGCAGCUUCGACGGGAGGUGCAGCGAGGUGUCAAGAUGGUGGUCAUCACAACGCCAGGGAACCCUUCGGGGGCAGUGUGCCCCCGGGAGACCAUGGAAGAGAUUACGCGGCUUUGCGGGGAGAACAACGCCUGGCUGGUGGUCGAUGAGGCCUACGAACACUUUCUACACGACGGCGAGAGGUGGGGAACGGGACCUGCGGGCAAAGUAAGCGCAGCCAUCCCUCGUCCAAAACUCCAUCCUCUUGUAUUUCGGAGGCCACACCCCUUGCCCGACGUUGGGCUCGUGUUAUUGGGCCUGGAGCCCAGUCCCACCCCUCCCAUCAUUCUCCCACCAUCUCUCAACCCUUAUGUGGGGACCCCCACAGUGUUGCCACAUUACGAAUCACCACACCCCCGCCUGUUCGAUCCGUUCUUCUUCUCCAGGCACUUCAGCCCUUGUGGCAACAGCCUCGGCUGCCCCGACAACGUUAUCCACCUGUUCACCAUGUCCAAGUCGUUCGGGCUGGCCGGGUGGCGAGUGGGUUACGCGGUUUACCCGUCUUGGGCGAGCAAGGAGAUGGUCAAGGUGCAAGACACCCUGCCGACGCACGCCUGCACGGGGAGCCAAAAGAUCGCCCUCGCCGCACUGGAAGGUGGUGUCGACUGGGUCAAGUCGAAGGUGUCAUCGCUUUCAAGGUGCCGAUCGGCCAUGUGGGCUGCCGUGAAAGAUAUGGGAGGCGUUAUGGGCAAGGGGUCCUUCUACUUCCUCGUUCCGGUGCCAGUGGAGGAGGACAGGGCGGUCGACGUCCUAGCUAGGCGGUGGGGUGUGCUUACCACCCCAGGAAGGGCAUUCGGUGCUCCAGGACACAUCAGGGUAUCUUACGGAUCCCUUCCGGAGGAGCAAUGUCUUCCUGCUAUUCGAAGCCUAGCAGAGGGCUUGCGAGAGUUAUCCAACGAGGCUUCGGAGACGCAGGCUGAGCGUGGUUAGUUCUGCCGCAUCGCAAUAUGUUCCAGAUGGCCACGAGGGGCCAAACCUUGCGGGGAGUUUCGAAAGGUCCUCUCGUCUGGGGUCGGUCCGAACGGAACGAUUGAGUGAUUGGAAUUUUGGCAAGUGAGAAAGGGCGCGCUUUGCCCGAAACAUGUUGCGGGUGUUCAACUCUCACAUUGUAGCUAGACCUCGGGGCGUUUAUAGGGUAGGGGUCAUGGAUGUUGCCCCGCACAAGGUAUGUGCUUGUGAUGAAGUGUUUCGCCUAAAAUUGCCGUGAGUUUUAAAGUUGCUGGAUUGGACUUAUUUACGAAGCAUUGUUCGAGACUGCGAGAUAGGUCGACUUGAUGAAGCUAUCCGACUCGAUAUGCUGCAACUGAUUGCCUUCAGCGGAUGGAUGCAUCGGGCCAGCUUUUCAACGGGUUCAGGGUUAGUGGUGUUUCACAUCCCGCCUGUUUUUUCAAGCCCCACUUGGCCCGCAGUUCUUUUGGCGUUGCAAAUGUGAAAGUUAAGAUUAGACGAAUGUUGUUUGGCACGCGCGUGCGCGGCGGGCUUCUUGCACACAUGGCUUAGCCGACCUUCAUUGUCUCUCAU
Molecule: messenger RNA, 1591 nt
Organism: Ectocarpus sp. CCAP 1310/34
Lineage: Eukaryota; Phaeophyceae; Ectocarpales; Ectocarpaceae
Source: the annotation of a GenBank genome assembly